AUGAGAACAAGAAAUUUGAAUUCUGAGUGUGUAUUGUGCCUUUCACCCACUUCCAAUAUCAGCGAUGCCUUCCAAAAAUUUGGAAUUAAAGACGAUUCAACAGAGCUUAUCUGCCUAAACUUUCACAAUAACACCAGUGAUUUGGAUAAAGAACAAUUGGCCAAGGAAUUAUCUUCUAUAGUGACCGGUGUAGAGAUCGAGUUUAACGAUAAGAAUUUAUCAAGGUUUUAUGACGAAACACUCAUAAGAAAAAUUUAUAAAUUGAACAAUGAUUUCAAGCCUGAAGGUGUUAAAGACCUUUCAAGGGCUUUGGUAAAUGCCAUUCAACUAAGAGGUAUAUAG
Molecule: messenger RNA, 342 nt
Organism: Saccharomyces eubayanus
Lineage: Eukaryota; Fungi; Ascomycota; Saccharomycetes; Saccharomycetales; Saccharomycetaceae
Gene: CGI121
Product: Cgi121p
Exons: 2
Coding region: 1-342 (113 amino acids)
Biological process (GO): tRNA threonylcarbamoyladenosine modification; telomere maintenance via recombination
Cellular component (GO): EKC/KEOPS complex; cytosol; nucleus
Source: RefSeq, a predicted model, not a curated record